Molecule: messenger RNA, 663 nt
Organism: Temnothorax curvispinosus
Lineage: Eukaryota; Metazoa; Arthropoda; Insecta; Hymenoptera; Formicidae
Exons: 1
Coding region: 1-546 (181 amino acids)
Source: RefSeq, a predicted model, not a curated record
AUGCAAUCAGAUUUAUUGGAAACCAUUGAAUUAAUAAAACAAACACCAAAUGAUGGAUUAAUACGCGAAAUAUAUGACAGUCGUCUGUACCAGAAAGUCCAACAACUCUUACCGGGAGCUUUAACUUAUAAUGUAAACACAGAUGGCGCUCCAAUGUCUAAGAGUUCAAGUCGUAGCUUCUGGCCAAUCCAACUUCACAUUAAUGAAUUGAAUCCUCGCGUUCGAUUUCGUAACGUCAUACUUGGUGGACUAUUUGUAACUUCUAAAGAGCCGAAACCUGAAUUCAUGAAGAUGUAUUUAUCAAUUUUCAUCGAUCAGGCUAAAGAUCUAAUGAAUAAUGGAGUAAAUUUUACACAUCGAUUGACCGGAAAGAAAAUUAACUAUAAAUUUUACUGUCUUCUACUAUGCAUGGACUCAGUAGCUCGUCCAGUUGUACAGUUUCGCGUACAGUUCAACGGACAUUACGGAUGUAGUUGGUGCUAUGCGUAUGGAUUUUAUGAUGGUAGUGCAAUGCGAUAUCCAAUGUGUCGCAUCGAUCCAAAAUAAAGAUCACACGAAAGUCACUUACAAGACGUUGACAAAGUUGAAAGAAUUUAUCGCGCCGGCUUAACAAUAAACGGUGUAAAAGGUCGAUCGGAACUACUGCGGAUGAAUCAUUUUAAU